GCAGAUUUGCUUUCCCAACUACAUUUUAUCAAAAUAAAACCCCAACUUCCACAAUGAUACCAGACUCAAUGUCUCUUCAAAUUUUCUUCAAAUUUCUUAAGAAAAUAUCAGUUGAAUCUCGAGUAAGGGAGAGGAGACCGCCUUCAACACUUCACGAGGAACUAUUUCGUCGUCAAUUUAGGAGACUACCUUCAGCCCUUGAAGAGGAACUAUGUCGUCAGUUUUCACUAGCGGAGCUCAGAGCAGCCACCAACAACUUUGCUAAUGAUUCUAUCAUCGGUACAGGAGGCCAUAGUUUGGGCUCAGGUUACAAAGGAAUUAUUGAUGGCGGUACCUUAGUUGCUGUGAAACGUUGUAGUAGGUGCUCAAUAUCAUCACUAGAUGGAAUUGAAUACUUCCGAACUGAGAUGAAGUUGAUCUGCCAGCUGCGUCACCAGAAUCUUGUCUCCCUCCUCGGCUUCUGUUACGAGAAUGGUGAGAGGAUGCUUGUGUAUGAAUACAUGACCAAUAGGGCAUUGUGUGAUCAUCUUCAUGCGGGCGCUGAUCCACUCCCAUGGAAGCGGAGGCUAGAGAUAUGCAUUGGGGCAUCGCGUGGAUUACAUUACCUGCACACUGGCGCAAAGUAUUUAAUAAUCCACCAUGAUAUCAGGAGUUCUAAUAUUCGUCUGGACAAUAAAUGGACUGCUAAGCUUGCUGAUUUCGGUUUUUCCAAGAUUGGCUCCCCAAGCAUGUCAAAGCCGAAGCCAAAGGUUUUGACAAAAAUGGAAUCUCUUCCAAGUAGGAAUAAUGGCUACAUGGCUCCAGAGUAUCAAAUGCGUGGUGAACUUACCGAAAAAUGUGAUGUGUUCUCACUUGGUGUUGUUUUGUUUGAAGUAUUGUGUGGUAGGUUGGUAAAAGAGUUCGUAAAUUCCAAAGAAAAUGUAGUUUUCUGGAUAAGUAAAUGCAUCAAAGCUGGAAGUAUUCAUGAUAUCAUUGAUCCAUAUCUGAAAGGAAAGCUAGCACCAGCGUGUUUGAUAGAAUUCGUGGAGAUUGCUCUUAGUUGUGUUCAUCCAAAGGCAAGUGAACGACCUUCAAUUGGAGAAGUUGAGGUGAAAUUAGAACUCGCAUUGGAGCUGCAGGAGAAAGCAGACCUGGUCAUGAAGGUUGUCAACCCUCAAGGUGGCUAUACUUAUGAAGAAGUACCAUUUCGUUUAUCAGUUAGCGAUUAUUAUGAAAUCUGGAAUAAUGAAUACUUGUCUUCCCCAGACAACGUUUCUAACGGAGAUUGCGUCUCGGCCUAGGUGCUAUGUGUUAAUUUUUUUAUUGGCUGAAGCCACGUGCACGUUGUGAAAGUUAUGAAUUAAUAGAAGAUUAUUCCUAAGUUGAAUACCGUAUUAAACCAUUUUUUGUUUCUUUUUUUUGAGAAAGAAGGAAACUUGAUACUGCAAUAACUAGGACUAAACUCAGAGUAACAUGUGCAAUUCCUUUAUUAAAUUACAUCAGAUUUA
This is a messenger RNA of Rubroshorea leprosula, 1487 nucleotides long. The record is from the annotation of a GenBank genome assembly. NCBI's taxonomy places the organism in Eukaryota, Viridiplantae, Streptophyta, Magnoliopsida, Malvales, Dipterocarpaceae.